AUGGCAACUGCCCCCGUCUCCUCGCUCGAAGCUCUCAAGCAAGCGGAUGCCUCUAUUCCCACCCUCGUGCAAACUCUCAACGACGCAAUCCUCGCCGAUGAGUCGCAGGCGAGCGACAUCGUUUGGGACUCGUGGAACUCCCUCCUCUCCAUCGCAGGCCAGACCCCGCGCGACAAGCAAGGGAGCUGGCAAAAGGUCAUCGUCGAGGGCGAUGCCUUGUGGGAAUCUCUUCCCACUUUUGGCUGGGUCGCUCGAGAGCUGUGGAAUUGGGAUAUCCAUGACCCCAGCGCUACUGCCAAGGACUAUCAGGACUGGAAUAACAAGACGGCCUUUUUGGCUCACCUCACCGCCUUGAGCAAUCCGUCCGAGGCCGGCGACGCCUUCAACUAUUCCCUCUACGCCCUCUGGGCCAUGCGCUCUGCGUUCGAGGAGGACAGCCCACGAGACGAAAGCUACGUCCCGGCCGUCCGAAACGCCGCCAUCUGGAUCCUCUUGGCGGGCAAGGCUUUGCGGAGUGUAAGCUCCGAAAAUGUGGCCGUCUCCGACAAUACCGGCGCCCCUGGGAGCAAGUUCUCCGACAAGGCAUGGAAGGGUUUCAGCGAAGAACGAUGGGCUGUCUGGAAGGAAGGAUUCAGGGAAGCUGCGGACUUGGUCAAGGACGCUAGGGCAGCCGUUGAGAUCAUGGAAGACCUGCAUUAG
Messenger RNA from Parascedosporium putredinis, 699 nucleotides. The record is from the annotation of a GenBank genome assembly. Lineage: Eukaryota; Fungi; Ascomycota; Sordariomycetes; Microascales; Microascaceae.